AUGCUAUUCCAAAUUGUAUUCUACAUCUUCGUUACUAUUAUCUUACUUGCUAUUGUUAUUAUCUAUGUAAAACUCAUUCGUCCUGAGAAAUAUCUCUAUGAUGUAUUGCGUGCACAAGGAAUCAAUGGUGAACCAUUUGUACCUUUAUUUGGUCAACUUCCUGAAAUACGUCGAUAUCAACAAGCUAAUACAAUUAUAGCUUUUCAUGAAGAUUUAGCACGAAAACAUGGAAAUAUAUAUCUAUUUUCUUUUGGUCCAUUAACACGUCUCGUUAUUACUGAACCUGAUUUACUUGCUGAUAUAUUUAGUCGAACAAAUGUACAAAAUUAUAUUAAACCACCUUUUUUUUAG
Molecule: messenger RNA, 351 nt
Organism: Rotaria sordida
Lineage: Eukaryota; Metazoa; Rotifera; Eurotatoria; Philodinida; Philodinidae
Source: the annotation of a GenBank genome assembly